Molecule: messenger RNA, 453 nt
Organism: Cavenderia fasciculata
Lineage: Eukaryota; Evosea; Eumycetozoa; Acytosteliales; Cavenderiaceae
Gene: adi1
Product: ARD/ARD' family protein
Exons: 3
Coding region: 1-453 (150 amino acids)
Molecular function (GO): acireductone dioxygenase [iron(II)-requiring] activity
Source: RefSeq, a predicted model, not a curated record
AUGAGAAGUUACUAUUAUGAUACACCAGAAAAGAUAGUGAGUGUUGAAGACCUCAAAGCUAUCAAUAUCCUCUACUUUCCAAUGAACAUGGAAGGAUACGUCGAGCAAUUGAACAACAUCUGUGAAACUAGAGGCUACAAAAAUAGAGAUGAAGUUAAACUCAACAAAGAUACACCAAACUUGGAGGAUAAACUAAAGAUCUUCUUUGAAGAACAUUUACAUGAUGAUGAAGAAAUUAGAUUCAUUUUAGAUGGUUGUGGAUUCUUUGAUGUUAGAGAUGGUAAUGAUCAAUGGAUUAGAAUUAGAGUUGAAAAGGGUGAUUUGAUUAUUGUUCCUGCAAAUAUGUACCAUAGAUUCGCUUUGGAUGAAAAUAGAUAUGUUCAUGCUAUGAGAUUAUUUACUGAUGCUCCUAAAUGGGUUCCAAUCAAUAGAAAUAAAGUCGCUGCCAACUAA